Symbiodinium necroappetens is the source of this 736-nucleotide messenger RNA. NCBI's taxonomy places the organism in Eukaryota, Dinophyceae, Suessiales, Symbiodiniaceae. The record is from the annotation of a GenBank genome assembly.
GAACGUCCUCACUGGCCGGGCGCAACACUAUGGAGACGUAUCCGGCCUGUUGAAAGCCAAUGGCGAAGCCAUUCCAGAGGGUGUCGAGUCCAACUUGAAAACGCGCAAUUCUGCGGGAUUUGUCCCCCAGGAUGACGUCAUGCAUACCGAGCUGACGGUGUACGAGAAUGUCUAUUUCGCGGCCCGGUUGAGGCUUCCGCCGAACACUCCGCUAGCAGGAUUCUCUGAACGAGUCAAUACAGUUCUCCACGAUGUGGGCAUCUGGCAUGUCAAAGACACGGUGGUUGGCAACGCCGAUGUACGGGGAAUUAGUGGCGGUCAGCGCAAGCGCACAUCGAUCGCCAUGGAAUUGGUCGGCCAGCCUUCCGUGCUCUUCCUGGAUGAACCCACAAGUGGACUGGAUGCGGCGGCAGCUCACUCCAUUGUGAAGCUUCUGUGUGGACGAUCGCGGCAGCACUGCACCACUGUGGCCGUGAUCCAUCAGCCCCGCUGGCAGACUCUGGAGUUCUUUGACAAUGUUGUCCUUUUGGCCACUGGUGGCUACCUGGUCUAUUCCGGACCUGUUGCCGGUUGCGUUGACUACUUCGAGAAGGUGCUGGAAGCUCCCAUUCCCAGCAUGGCCAACCCAGCAGAUAUAUUCCUCGAUUUCAUAGAUAGCUCCAGCAGCGAAAGAGACGAGACGCUGCAACUGUCGGUCGAUGAGUUGGCCUCCAAAUGGGAAGCCUUCCGAGGAGAG